Messenger RNA from Porites evermanni, 1806 nucleotides. The record is from the annotation of a GenBank genome assembly. NCBI's taxonomy places the organism in Eukaryota, Metazoa, Cnidaria, Anthozoa, Scleractinia, Poritidae.
AUGGAUGCGCGACUUCCUGUGGGACGUCACGUGGUAGAAUCCAGUGGUGCUCUGAUGUUGAAAGACGUUAAGCCUGGGGACGAGGGAGUCUACAACUGCAGAGUCGAAAAUUUUCUCGGGAGCGUUAACGCUUCCUUGAAUGUCACUGUACAAUGUAAGUUCAAUUGUUUCUUUCCUAAAAAAGCUGAAAACCUUUAACGUACUUCGUGCAUUUUCCUACACAUAUUAGGUUAUUCAAACAUAACAGGAUUAAAUUCAAUGAUUGGCAGCAUUAUUGGCGCUGUUUAGCAUCUACACUGGGGCUAAAUACUUUAAAGAAAAUCGGGUUUUUAUUGCAGCAAUAGCAGUAUCUCAUGCUUUGGAUCAUGUUAGCGGUCUGUGUACAUAAAAUGUUCAGUCGUUCAAAGGCAUAUGUCACUUUCGCUGUUAGAUAAGUCUCUGUCCACUGAUAAUGAAAUACCGAGUUUCGCUUGUACUUAUCUACUAAAUAGCGACUUACUCCAUGGGUAGCACUCUCCAACUUUUAAACAAGCGGGGCCAGCAAACGAAAUAAUUCAAUGUUCUUGGAUUAAUAAUUUGUUUUACAUUAACUUCUCUAAAUAAAAGCCACAAAAUGCCCGUUUUACUUGCAAAAAUCAUACGUUUCUCUGUUUCCCAUUAGUUGGUCCGCAUGUCUCAUUAUCCUCUAAGCGACUGAUGGCUGAAGAGACACAAAACGUCAGUAUCGCCUGCAAUGCUACUGGUCGGCCUUCGCCUCUGAUCACGUGGUCCAAGUUAGUCGGCAGUCUAGCUAAAGACGGAAUUAAAGCGCAGGGUGGAACCCUGAAAAUCAACAAUGUUACUAGAAAAGAAGGUGGUAUAUACAUUUGUAAAGCAGAGAAUAUUCUAGGGUCAGCAACAGACACUGCCCAGCUCAUGGUUUUUUCUCCUUUGCGGUUCACAGUCCGUCCUCCACAGGAAGUGACUCCUUUCAUUGGUUCAACUCUCCGUUUGUCAUGUUCGGCCGAAAGUGACCUGAGUCCUACAACAUACUGGAGAAAGGAAGGGAAGUCUUCGCUUUCGUUGAACUCCAAUGUUCUUUUGAAUGGAACACUGGUUCUUCAGACCAUCAAGAAAACUCACGAAGGAUCUUACGUCUGUAAAGCGAGCAAUGCCCUGACCACAAUAGAAGCUAAAGUUAAAAUAAAUUCUCAGAUUGCUACUUCCUGUUCUGUGAUAAAGAAAUACGUUAGCAGUGUAAGUGGAAAUUACGUCAUUGACCCAGAUGGCGAAGGAGGUCUGGCACCAUUCUCGGUUUUCUGUGACAUGACUAAUAAAAGUGGAGUUGGCGCGACAGUUAUUAGUCACGACAGUGAGAGCAGGACACAUGUUAAAGGAUAUGAAAGGCCAGGUAGCUACUCACGUGACAUUCAUUACACUGGAGCGAAUCUGUCUCAGCUGGCGAAUCUAACCAGGGUCUCCUUGCAAUGUGAGCAGUUUAUCAAGUAUGAGUGUCAUGGCUCGAUUUUCUGGUUUCCUCAUCAAGCAGACUCAUGGUGGGUGUCACGCGAUUCUGAAAAAAUGACGUAUUGGGGUGGAGCAUCACCUGGCAGUGGUAAGUGCGCAUGCGGGAUGAACAACUCUUGUGCAGACCCCAGUACUGUUUGUAACUGUGACAAGAAUGACCUUGUAUGGCGCGAGGACAGCGGUCUCCUCACUGACAAGUCAAAGCUUCCUGUAAAACAGCUCAGGUUUGGUGAUACUGGUCAUGGAGGUGAAGAAAGCUACUACACACUAGGUAAACUGAAAUGCUUUGGUAUUGCAUAA